AUGACAAACCCCAGAGAAAGACUAGCAAUGCUCCAUGGCCACAUACUACAUAGAAAUGAAUCAGAGAUACAACCAAUGUUUCCUAUGCUAUCAGUAAAUGAGAGGAAUCAAUUUUUCGCUCAAAGAGUUUCUCCACCUAAUAUAAGGAUGAAAUCUACCCAUCAAUUUGGUGCAAAUAAUUUGAAAAGUGAAUUAAAGGCACCCAGAACCUUUCACAAUACGUCACUGAUUUCACCAAAAAAUCUUAUCAGACUUGACGACAAUGAAGCAAUAUCGAGGGGACUCACCAAACAAAUAGAGUCACUUUACCAAAUAUCUGGUUUAAAUAAUCGUCAAUUAAUUGUUGAUGAAGACACAAAUUCUUGGACGAAAAUAGUAUCAAAAGCUUUAGAGAACCCUUCAGAACAGGUUUUGCUCAUUACUAGUGGAGAUGUAAGUGAUUUUGUUAAUAAAUGCAAAGCUGAAUUUGACAACUUCCAUUCAAAAUUUAUGGUAUUCAAGGUAAAAUCUGGCCAUAAAUUGGACAGAUAUCUACUUCAAGAUAUAUUGACAUCCCAGAAGUUUUCCUUAGCAAUUAUAACCCACACUAAUAUGAACAUUGGUAUUCAGCUAGAUAUAAAAAGAAUCAAUGAAAUCAUCGGUAAAGUGAGCCCUAAAACAUUGCGGGGGGUCGAUGUUUCAUCAUCGAUAGGAGCACAGGCCAUAGAACCAGAACAAUGGAAGUCAGAUGUUGUUUUUGGGGAAAUGAAAACGAUAUCUAUUAUAUAUUUAUCAGGAACUUUUAUCGAGCGAUUCGGGCACAUCGAAUCCAAAAAAAUGGAUACUGAUAAACUUUCCCAAUUAUUUGGCGAACUAAAAAGGAUUAUUGGGGACGAGGAAUCUAUUAGCACGCUCGAUAUCAAAUUACAACAGUAUAAGUUAAUCACAAAUACUGUUUAUGAAUAUUUACAAAAUUUUUUUGAGAUUUUGCCUGAACUUUCAAGGUAUAGAACCAACUGCAUAUGUUCAUUUAAAAUAGCGGAAAAAGAUUUUGAAAGAAAUAGUGAAGCAAUCGAAAAAUUGGGCAUCUCAGUUAAUAAAGGUUUCUUGAAGGAUAUAGAUAGCCAUUUUUUGGCCUUUGAUUUCAGGGACUUUGAAUUAACCUACGAUGAAAAUGGGGUCGAAUUAGAGGAAUUACUUGAAGCAUUUGAGAACAACUAUCUUGAAAUGUCAUAA
This is a messenger RNA of Hyphopichia burtonii NRRL Y-1933, 1215 nucleotides long. RefSeq lists its product as uncharacterized. The coding region runs from base 1 to 1215 and encodes 404 amino acids. The transcript has a single exon. The record is from RefSeq and is a predicted model, not a curated record. NCBI's taxonomy places the organism in Eukaryota, Fungi, Ascomycota, Pichiomycetes, Serinales, Debaryomycetaceae.